Lacerta agilis (Sand lizard) is the source of this 2212-nucleotide messenger RNA. Its product is annotated as transcription factor jun-D-like. Gene Ontology annotation, biological process: regulation of cell cycle; regulation of cell population proliferation; regulation of transcription by RNA polymerase II. The record is from RefSeq and is a predicted model, not a curated record. NCBI's taxonomy places the organism in Eukaryota, Metazoa, Chordata, Lepidosauria, Squamata, Lacertidae. Gene Ontology annotation, molecular function: DNA-binding transcription factor activity, RNA polymerase II-specific; transcription factor binding; RNA polymerase II cis-regulatory region sequence-specific DNA binding. Bases 377 to 1654 code for a protein of 425 amino acids. Gene Ontology annotation, cellular component: transcription regulator complex. The transcript has a single exon.
GCUCGGCCAGCCUCGGCAGCGCCACAGCCUAGAGGGCAGUGUGAGCGCCGCGGCCGCAGCCUGGAAAGGCGGAGCGGCAGGAACUGCUAAGGCGAGGCGUUCUUGACAUCAGUUCCUCUGGCUGGAAGUGGGGAGUGGGUGGGCAGAGUUUUCUUCCCGAAAAUGCCACAAGUAGAAAGCGGCGAGCCCCGGGCGGCUGCCCUGGGGCAGGAGGCGGCAAACGGGCGCGCCCGGUGAAGGUCUGCUGCCGGCGGCGCGUUCGAGGCUGCGCGCCUCCUCUUUUCCCCUCCUGGGAACGAAGGAGCUUUAGUUAGUGGCGGCGGCAGCAGCAGCAGCAGCAACGUCAACUCCGGCCCCGCUCGCCGUCGCACCCAGCAUGAGCAGUGGCGACGGGCGCACGGGCGCCCGCGUGGCUGUGAAGAUGGAGGUGGCCCCCUUCUACGGCGAGGAAGGGCUGGAGCUGCUCCCGGACUUCGUGCAACUGCCGGGCUUCGCGGGCGGGCCCGGCGCAGCGGGACCUGCGGGGCUGGAUCCGGCCGAGGAAAGCGCGGCGGACCAACAGCACAAGCUUCUCCUGGCCGGGAAGAAGCAGCAGCAGCAGCGGGACUUGGUGGUGGCGGCGGCCACCCCCGGCGCUGCCUUGCCGCCAACCGGUCCCUUCACCUCGCUGCGCCCCCGGGGCGGCACCAGCAACACCGUGCACCGCCUGAUGCCCGACGCGCCCGGAGUCGGCCAGGAGGUGGGCUCGGGCGUGCUGCAGCCUCUGUUGAAGCUGCCGGCGGCCGCCGACCUAGAACAGCUGCUGAUCCAAGCGGGCAGCCCUGGCCUGGCCGGUCCGGCCAGCCCCAGCGGUGGAGGGCCUUCGGUGGUCGCGGCGGCGGCGGCAGCCGGGGGCUCCUUCUUGUACCGGUCUCCGCAGCCCUCAGCCCAGCAGCAGGCGGUGACGCAGGAACAGGAGGGCUUCGCCGACGGCUUCGUGAAAGCUCUGGCCGACUUGCACAAGCAGAACCAGCUGCUCGGCGUGUCUCCGGCGCCCCUCUCGCCCACCCAGCUCCCGGGGGCCCCCUGCUGCCCUCCGUCUCGCCAGGAGUCGCCCGCCGUCUACACCACCUUGGGCGGCUUCAACCCGGCCAGCCCGUCGACCGGCGGCACUUUUUUCUCUCCCCAAGUCGUGGCUCGUCUUCCAGCGCCCGGCUCGACGGGCAGACCUCUGGAGGAGCCGCAGACGGUGCCGGAGGCGGCCGUGGUGUCGGUUCCUCCUCCUCCGCCACCCCCGGCGCUUUCGUCCGGAGACUCACCGCCGCCGGCCUCCUCCUUGUCUCCGCUGGAUGCCGAGAGCCAGGAGCGCCUGAAAGCCGAGCGCAAGAGGCUGCGCAACCGCAUCGCGGCCUCCAAGUGCCGUCGGCGCAAGCUGGAGCGCAUCGCCCGCCUGGAGGAGAAAGUCAAGGCGCUCAAAGGGCAGAACGCCGAGCUGGCCGCCACCGCCAGCCUCCUGCGCGCCCAGGUCACCCAGCUGCAAGGCCGCGUCCGGAGCCACCUCUCCAGCGGCUGCCACAUUAACGCCGCGGCUGCAGUCCCGACGCAGACCUCGGCAGCAGCUAGCCAGCCCCCCGGCAGAGAAGGACCCACAGAACCGGAGACCAGCGCGUGUUGAAGCCGCUCGACCGUCCCGGGACGGGGAGAGAUACCGAUGCGCACACAAGCUUGCCUUGCGUGGCAUAGCGGGAAGGAUGACCCCCUUGAUCGUGGCGCCACGACAGAGCCACCUUCAGUUCCCUCUUCUUCGGUUCCCAAAGGUGCCAUUCGGUCAUCUGAGGAGGUUGGCGAACGGAUGGGUGAAGAGGUUCCUCUCCCACACGCCCCCUAUGCAUCCCUGUGCCCUCUUACCAGCUCCAAAGGGAGCCCCAAGAGCCAGAGAGAAACCGCGGUGUAGGCCUAAUGGGAGGUGGGGAGGGAGAAGAAGUGUGGGGAGCAACAGUCUCUGCUCCUCAAGGGACAGGAUGGGACAACAGGCGCUUUGGACAGCCAGGGAAUGUUGUUUACUCCGGAAGCAAAACUUUUAACAAGUACUCUUCAGUCGAAACAAAAUUGAGAUCAUUUCCAGCAUUGAUAGCUUUCCUGCCAAGUUGUGAAAGUGACGCUGAAGUGAUUAAUAACCAGAUUGUGAUGUUUGGGUUUUUUUUCCAGGAGCACAGGUCAGGUGCACAAACAU